Messenger RNA from Emiliania huxleyi CCMP1516, 330 nucleotides. RefSeq lists its product as hypothetical. The transcript has a single exon. Gene Ontology annotation, biological process: proteolysis; central nervous system development. Gene Ontology annotation, molecular function: serine-type endopeptidase activity; tripeptidyl-peptidase activity. The coding region runs from base 1 to 330 and encodes 109 amino acids. The record is from RefSeq and is a predicted model, not a curated record. NCBI's taxonomy places the organism in Eukaryota, Haptophyta, Isochrysidales, Noelaerhabdaceae.
AUGUCCGCCGUCGCCGUCGAGGGGACAAGCGAGUCGGCCCCCACCGUUGCGGGCAUCUUCUCGCUGCUCAUCGAUGCGCGCCUCAACGCCGGCUUGCCGCCGCUCGGGCCGCUCGGGCCGCGCAUCUACGAGGUGGCGCGGGCCUUUCCCGGCGAGGCGUUCGACGACGUCGCGACGGGCAACACAAAGACGUCCUGCGCGACGGGCUUCCCCGCAACCAAGGGGUGGGACCCGGCGACCGGCUGGGGGCGGCCCCGCUGGCCGGGGCUGCUCGAGCACUUUGGCUCCGACGAGUCGAUCCGGGGGCGAGCGGCGGUACGGUCGAGGUGA